AUGAGUCGCACGGAGGCUGAUCUGGCGAUAAACAUCCGCAAGGCCACGAGUAUCGAUGAGACUGCGCCUAAACGGAAACAUGUUAGAAGCUGCAUUGUGUAUACAUGGGACCAUAAAUCGUCGACUGCCUUUUGGGCUGGAAUGAAGGUGCAACCGGUGCUUGCCGACGAAGUACAGACGUUCAAGGCUCUUAUCACCAUACACAAGGUUCUGCAGGAGGGUCAUCCGGUCGUCAUCCGUGAGGCGCAACAACAUGUCAAUUGGGUCGAUAGCUUGAUGAGGGGCGUCGGAGGAGAGGGCAUUCGAGGAUACGGCCCUUUGAUUAGGGAAUACGUCUUCUAUCUGGAGUCUAAACUGGCCUUCCACCGGAAUCAUCCCGAGUUUAAUGGACUUUUUGAGUAUGAGGAGUACAUUAGUUUGAAGUCGAUCAAUGAUCCGAAUGAAGGAUACGAGACCAUCACCGAUCUUAUGGGCCUGCAGGAUCAGAUCGAUGCAUUCCAGAAACUUAUCUUUUCACAUUUCCAAUCAGGCACUCACAAUGAAUGCCGGAUUUCAGCCUUGGUUCCUCUUGUCCAAGAGAGCUAUGGAAUCUACAAGUUCAUCACUAGCAUGCUCAGAGCUAUGCACACCGCCACGGGUGACGCCGAUGCGCUCUCUCCUCUGCAUGGCCGUUAUGACGCCCAGCACUAUCGGCUCGUCAGAUUUUACUACGAAUGCUCGAAUCUACGUUACCUGACCAGUCUCAUCACUAUCCCCAAACUUCCGCAAGAUCCGCCAAGUCUUCUUGGAGAAGACGAGGAACGUCCAGCUCUACCAAAGCGACCGACUAAGGAGAUCGAGGCGACGCCAUCCCCGCCGCCGAAGCCUGUGGCUGUCGAACCGGAGCCCAUCAAUGACUUUUGGAGCACCGAGGCUCGGCGUCAGCAGGAAGAAUUCGAAGCUGAGCAGCGCCGCCUUCAGCAACAGUGGGAAGACCAGCAGCAACAGCAGGUUCUUGCGCAGCAGCAAGCUCAGCGUGACUUUGAAGAGCAGCAACGUCUACAGGCAGAGCAGCAGCGCCUCGCCCAGGAGCAGCUUAUGCGAGAGCAGUACCAGAGCCAGACUCAGGGUCGACUGGCCGAACUUGAACGUGAAAAUUUAAACGCCCGCGCACAGUACGAGAGAGACCAGCUGAUGCUCCAGCAAUACGAUCGCCGUGUUAAGGACCUGGAAGAGCAGAUGAAUCAGCUGACAUCCAAUAUGAACAUGCAAAAUGCCUCGAAGGACGAGCAAAUUAGAGCCCUUCAGGAGCAAGUCAACACUUGGAGAAGCAAGUACGAAGCUCUGGCCAAGCUCUACUCUCAACUCCGACAGGAACAUCUGGAUCUGCUCCAGACAACGAAGAGUCUCAAGCUCAAGGCUGCGUCUGCCCAGGAGGCUAUUGAGCGACGAGAGAAGCUGGAGCGUGAACUCAAGACGAAGAACCUCGAGUUGGCUGACAUGAUCCGGGAGCGAGACCGUGCUCUCCACGAUCGGGAGCGUUUGACGGGAUCCAACAAAGACGAGUUGGAGAAGGUUAAGCGAGAACUCCGCUUCGCCCUCGACCGAGCAGAGAAUGCAGAGCGGCAGAAGGGCACUGAAAUCUCCUCCUUGCUCUCGAAGUACAACAGAGAGAUGGCUGAUUUGGAGGAGGCAUUGAGGAAUAAAACUCGCGCACUGGAGGAGUACAGCGCCAACAACGAGCUCCGAAGUGGAGAUCACGACACUGCUCUGCGCGAAAAGGACCAGGAAAUCGAGGUGUAUAAGUCCGCUAUGGAGCAAGCCCUGGAGGAACUCGAGGAGCUGAAGCUGAGCCAAGGUGACGCCGACAAUGCCCUGGAUACUCAGAUCGACCAUGUCUUGCACGGCACUGUCUCUAAAAUCAACGACAUUAUUGACUCUGUGCUUCAAGCCGGUGUGCAACGUGUCGAUGAUGCACUCUACGAGUUGGAUUCCAGUAUGCAGGCUGGUAACCAGAAUGCUUCUCCCCCAUACGUUCUCUCUCAGAUUGAGAAGGCUUCUGCUUCGGCAACUGAGUUUUCCACUGCCUUCAACAACUACAUCAGCGACGGACCGAACAGCCCUCAUGCGGAGAUUAUCCGGACGGUUUCUACCUUCUCUGGAGCUAUCGCUGAUGUCCUUAGCAACACGAAGGGAUUGACCCGCUUUGCAAACGAUGACAAGAGUGCUGAUCAGCUGAUAAAUGCCUCCCGCAAGUCCGCGCAAGCCACUGUGCGUUUCUUCCGAGGACUCCAGUCCUUCCGCCUCGAAGGCCUGGAGGCUAUGAAGAAGGUGGAUGUGGUUAUCAACAACAACUCUGAGGUGCAGAGAGACUUGCAGGCUCUAUCAAAGCUCGUAGAUGCCUUCGCACCGAAGAGCACCAGAAUCCAAACCAACGGUGACUUGGGAGACUUGGUCGACCAAGAGCUCACAAAGGCUGCAGAUGCGAUCGAUGCCGCAGUGAAGCGACUAGCGAAACUCAAGAGCAAACCCCGCGAUGGCUUUUCUACUUAUGAGCUCAAGAUCAACGACGCCAUUCUUGAGGCUGCGAUUGCCGUGACAAACGCUAUCGCUGAGCUCAUCAAGGCCGCUACUGCGUCGCAGCAGGAAAUUGUCCGAGAAGGACGUGGUAGUUCCUCGCGCACCGCAUUCUACAAGAAGAAUAACCGCUGGACGGAGGGUCUUAUCUCGGCUGCCAAGGCUGUCGCCUCUUCAACCAACACAUUGAUCGAAACCGCAGACGGCGUGAUCUCUGGUCGUAACUCUCCUGAGCAACUUAUCGUGGCAAGUAACGAUGUUGCUGCCAGCACGGCGCAAUUGGUCGCUGCCAGCCGUGUCAAGGCCACGUUCAUGAGCAAGUCGCAGGAUCGAUUAGAGACUGCAAGCAAGGCUGUCGGUGCGGCUUGCCGGGCUCUAGUGCGACAGGUGCAGGAUAUAAUCGCUGAGAAGAACCGCGAUGACAACGAGGCGGUGGACUACGCGAAGCUCAGUUCUCACGAGUUCAAGGUGCAGGAGAUGGAGCAACAGGUCGAAAUUCUCCAGCUCGAGAACGCUCUCGCUCGUGCCCGGACACGCUUGGGCGAGAUGCGCAAAAUCUCCUACCAAGAAGAUUAA
Molecule: messenger RNA, 3132 nt
Organism: Aspergillus calidoustus
Lineage: Eukaryota; Fungi; Ascomycota; Eurotiomycetes; Eurotiales; Aspergillaceae
Source: the annotation of a GenBank genome assembly